Calidris pugnax (ruff) is the source of this 2736-nucleotide messenger RNA. It is a transcript of the gene SGMS2, whose product is annotated as sphingomyelin synthase 2. Gene Ontology annotation, molecular function: ceramide cholinephosphotransferase activity; sphingomyelin synthase activity. Lineage: Eukaryota; Metazoa; Chordata; Aves; Charadriiformes; Scolopacidae. Bases 390 to 1487 code for a protein of 365 amino acids. Gene Ontology annotation, cellular component: Golgi membrane; endoplasmic reticulum membrane. Gene Ontology annotation, biological process: ceramide biosynthetic process; sphingomyelin biosynthetic process. The record is from RefSeq and is a predicted model, not a curated record. The transcript is spliced from 6 exons.
AGAUUGUGGCAAACUUUUCUAACCGCUUCUGCCCUUGGAGCGUCCGGCCGGCCCUAAGGAACUGCACAGCCCCACACCUCAAGAGCCCCGGGGCUCCAAAAAAAUAAAAGACUUCCAGCCGCUUCUUUAGAGGAGGAACCACCGGCAGUGCCAGCUUUUGCAUGUUACAGCCCGGUUAGGUGAUACAGCUGUAGAGGAAAGGAAGACUUGUUUUCAUGACUUGCUUUGCAGUACCUGAAUAGUGAAAGCACAAUGGACGCUUUUUAGAGUUUUACAGAAAUUAUAAAAAAAAUUCUAGGAACAAGAACGUUGGACUUCGAGGAAUAACAGACUUUAGAAAGCCCAGAAAUUAGUCACUAAUAAAGCUGAUUUGGCCAUACAGCGUGAGAAUGAAUACUAUUGAGACAGCAAAGCUUGAAGAGCAUAUGGAGGGUCAAAACAAUGACACUUCUAACAGCUACUCACGACCUACUCUUUCAGUCAGUGAAGAGAACAAAAAUGGCACUAGCAAACCAAAGGGCUUGUCUAAUGGCUUGCGCAAAACAACAAAGAAAUAUCCUGACUACAUCCAGAUUGCUAUGCCUGCUGAGUCCAGGAACAAAUUUCCUCUGGAAUGGUGGAAAACAGGCAUUGCCUUUGUCUAUGCUCUCUUCAACUUGAUUCUAACAACUGUCAUGAUCACUGUGGUCCAUGAGAGAGUACCUCCAAAGGAGCUAAGCCCUCCCUUGCCUGACAAAUUUUUUGAUUACAUUGAUCGUGUGAAAUGGGCUUUUUCUGUAUCAGAAAUAAAUGGAAUGAUACUAGUUGGAUUAUGGAUAUUCCAAUGGUUGUUUCUUAGAUACAAAUCAAUAGUGGGACGGAGGUUCUUUUUUAUAAUAGGAACUUUGUAUCUAUACCGCUGUAUUACUAUGUAUGUUACCACCUUACCUGUGCCUGGGAUGCAUUUUCAGUGUGCACCAAAGUUGAAUGGAGAUUCUCAGGCAAAGGUUCAGAGGAUCCUGCGACUGAUUUCUGGUGGUGGUCUGUCCAUAACUGGAUCACACAUCCUAUGUGGAGACUUCCUGUUCAGUGGUCACACCGUGGUAUUAACGCUGAUCUACCUGUUCAUCAAAGAGUAUUCGCCACGCCAUUUCUGGUGGUAUCACUUAAUCUGCUGGCUAAUGAGCGCUGCUGGCAUAAUUUGCAUCCUUGUUGCUCAUGAACACUACACCGUGGAUGUCAUCAUUGCUUACUAUAUCACCACGCGGCUUUUCUGGUGGUAUCACUCAAUGGCUAAUGAAAAGACUUUAAAGGUCUCUUCGCAGACAAACUUUCUCUCUCGAGCCUGGUGGUAUCCAAUAUUUUAUUUCUUUGAGAAGAACGUGCAAGGCUCUGUUCCUUGUAGCUUUUCUUGGCCGAUAUCUUGGCCUCCCAGCUGCUUCAAGUCUUCAUGCAAAAAGUAUUCACGGGUUCAGAAGACAGGAGAGGACAAUGAAAAAUCUACCUGAAGAAAAGAAGGAAAGCAUCUGCUCUGUGGUCUUGGUUUUUUUCUUUUUCUUUUUUUACCAAAACAUUAAUGCUGUAACCAAAGUUCUUAAGAGGACUACACUGUAACUGAAGAAGUGGACCAAGCUUCUGUGCAAUUGAUUGGAAAGACAAUUAUAGACACACGUAUUGCCAUUUCAUAUGUUUUUCUAUCAUCAGGCUGUACAGACCUAUUCUACUCUUCAGUGCUCAUGGAAUGCACCACUGAUGGGAUUUAUUUUCUUUUUUUAUUAAAAGGAAAAAAAAAAUGGAGCAGGACUUUGCUUUACUAAUGAGAUAGAGGUGCCAAAGACCACAUUAACACUUUCAUUACUAACUAUCACUCAUGCACAGGAGCACCCAAAAAUCUCAUCUUCAGAGUUCUGGAGUGCAUAAGGGCAAAACCAUGCUAAAAUGUAAAGGCACGAUAUUGGCAUAUUGAGGUAUAUAUAAAAAAAAAAAAAUUGUGGGAAGUGGUUUGUUGCAUUAUUCUUGCUAAUGAAGGUAAGGCCUUUGCGUGACUGGUACAGCUGGAAGUGAGACUUGACUUUUUUUACACUCUGUGGGUAUGAAUAUCUUAAGGACCCUAAAAUACUACUUGCCACCAUUAUCUCCCAUAUAUUCUGCUAUAUACCAAUUUUUACUUUUUUUAUUAGUAAUUUUAUAUUUAAACUGUUGUGCUACCUGAUGACUUUGCAAAUUAGGAAUAGCUGCUAACAUCAGAGCUCAAGGAGCCUAAAAUUUUAUUUUUAAAGAGACACAGUUUCAAAGUCUAAAUCUUUAAUUGCAGUUUGGCCUUGUGUAUAUAGCUAUACAGUGCCUAUUGGUGUAUGUACAUGCAUAUACAGACAAAAGCACACACUGCUCUUCAGUAUGUGUUUAACUACACCAAACUACUUGCUGGAAAGAGUGAUCAUACAGUUCUUAAUUCAGGCAAAAGUCCUUACAGAUCUCACCUGCUUCAGGAAUGCAAGGUCAGGUCCAAAAUGGGGCUAUAUUUAAAAUAAACUUUUAAUUUUAGUAGCUAUCUCUUGCUGAAACUAUGUAGCAAGUUUGCUGGGGAGCCAUAGUUCUGCAUUGAAACGUUUUUUUUACUUGUUGGUACACAUUUCUGUGACUUAAAAAAAAAAAAAAACAAACCCAAAAAGUGCCAAGGUGAAUACCUUCAACAGUAGCAUUUCUUCAAUUAUUACCUAAAACCAUUUCAUAUUAAAUGACACUGUGGUAAAACUC